CGAGGGAAAGUAAAAGGAAAGAGUGGCGGGAGAGAGAGGGGGAAAUAGAUAGACAGAGAAAGAGGAACGAGUUAGGAUCGGCGAGCGAGCCCGAGUCGAGUUGGGUGACCCCAUCCAACAAAAAAUGGUGAACAAAAAGAUCAUUAGUCAUCUCUCGCUUCCAACCAGCGCCACGCCCUUUCUCUCUCAUAUAUUCUCGUUUUUGUGGUCAAAUUGCUCCAACCCUAAACCCCAAAUCCAAUUCUACCUCACAUCUCGCCAUUCCUUUUCCUGUCUCUACCACCACCUACGCGAAUCCAUCAUAUUUUCUCAUACGCAGCACAGGCACUUGCUUCAGAAUUGGCUGUUUCGAGCCAUAUUCCCUUUUCGUCGUCUUCUUUAUUGCUAAGGUUUUCAAUUUUGAUCUUCGAGGGACAGUCUGUUUCUGGAAUUUUAUUCGACAUCAGAGCAGAAAUUUUCGUAGUUAUAAGAUGUUUAUAUCUAUUUUGUCAUCUCGGUGGUAGUGGAAGGAGUACCAGUGAAGCUGUGCUGUAGUAACAAUUAACUAAUGGAAGAUUUAGGUGGUACCCGAUUUGAUGGCCUUGGCAGUGCGGCAAGGAAGAAACGUAGUCAAACUUCUCGCCGGCCUCGGCCAGAUUCACAGCCUGUUUCUGAUGGUCAAUCUCCCUUGUCAUCAUCACCUUCAGAUGAUGCAAGCAAGGCCUCUAGUGAUGAGAAUAGUGGUUGUGAUAAUCAUCCUAAGAGAAAAGAAUUUAAUCUUAACCAGUAUGUCUCUAGUGUCCCCUCUGCUACUGCAGCUGAAGAUGAUAAAUCCCAUAAGAAGAGUGAAACGGAUGGAGAAUUCCAUUUGUUUUUUAAUAACGAGCCUGGACAAGUUUUAUAUAACAAACGGUGCAGUGAGGGUGUCCUUGCUCCUGCUAACUGGAAAGGCUCCAGCAAAUCAAAGGAUAGCUUAGAAUCGGAAUCAAGCGUCGCAGAUAUGUAUGGUAUGAACCUGGGGCAGCCAGGAGCCUCUCAGGAUAGCUUAGAGAAUGAAAACAGGGUCAAAAAGGUUAAACUCAAGGUUGGUGGUGUAACGCGUAUGAUCCAAGCUAACUCUGCUCCUAAUGGUUCAUCAAGCAGUGGGUCCACUGCAAAGAGCUCUCAGCUGUCAGAUGCCUCCAGACCACGCCAAAAGCAACAGGGAAAUUCAGAUGAUAACCAGUCCCCUUCAGAUAAGAGGAGUGGCCUACAAGGCAUUCCGUGGAAAAAUUUCUCAAGGGAUGGGUUUGGUCUUGGAAAGGUGGAUUCUGUGAUAGGGAAGAUAUCAGGAAAGGACACAUCCAGUAAGCAAGGCGACAAGACUGAGCCAAUCCGUAAGAGCAAGCGAGUACCAAAGAGGCGUCUAUUGGAUGGGGAAUUUGGUGAUGAUGACAACGAUGAGGAGAUUCGCUAUUUGGAAAAGCUCAAAACAUCAAAAGUUUCUGCAGUGUACAGAGAUGAAGAAGUAAGCAAGAAACAUAGAAAAUUAUCCAGUGUCUCUGAUGUGGAAACUUCUGCCUCAUCAAGGUCAGUCAAAGAUGGCAAAAGCAAGUCCAUAUCAGAUAGAAUGUAUGAGGACACAGACUAUGAGGAAGAUGAGGAUUCUGGGUCUGAUGUUGAGCCUGAGCACAAGAAAAAGAGAAAGCAGAAGAAGGAAUCUGUUGAUGUAUUGAUGGACAGUAAAAGGGAAAUGACUCUCACAACACGCCAAAGGGCCCUUCAAUCAAGCAAGGAUGCCUCUGCAUCUGGUGCAAGUCUAAUAGAGUUUCCUAAUGGAUUACCGCCUGCUCCACCUAGAAAGCAAAAAGAAAAGCUUUCGGAGGUGGAGCAACAACUAAAGAAAGCUGAGGCUGCCCAGAGGCGUAGAAUGCAAGUUGAGAAGGCUGCUAGGGAAUCUGAGGCUGAAGCUAUCAGAAAAAUACUUGGUCAAGACUCCAGCAGGAAGAAACGGGAAGAGAAAAUGAAGAAACGCCAAGAAGAACGGGCACAGGAGAAGGCAGCUAAUGCGCAGAUGCUCGCAUCGAACACCAUCAGAUAUGUGAUGGGUCCUGCUGGAACGGUUGUUACUUUUCCUGAGGAGAUGGGCCUUCCUAACAUAUUCAGCUCCAAACUCUCCAGUUAUCCACCUCCGCGUGAGAAAUGCGCGGGUCCAUCUUGUACCAACCCGUACAAGUAUCGAGAUUCAAAGUCCAAGCUUCCCCUUUGCAGCCUGCAGUGCUACAAAGCAGUCCAGGAGACGUUGACGGCUGAAACCAUUUAUUGAUGUCACGAUUGAUGGGGUACUUAGAUGGGUCGUUGAUGCUUACGCUUGUAUAAAUCAUCUGCAGCUUGCUUAUUUGCGCAAUUGAGGGUUGUGGUACAAUCGAUAGGUAGCAUACAUCUUAUUUAGCUGAGAAAGGGUUGGAGACUAGAGCAAUAAGAGCAUAUGUGAAGGGCCCUCUCCUCCCCCCCCCCCUCCGUGGACUGAUUUAUGUGUUGUAAAACUGGUAGUGGACCACCUAGCGUCAUUCAUUAUUGUAAUUGUAGCUACUGUAACUAUGUGAGAGUUGAAAGCAAUUUUACCAGUGGCGUAGAACACUUGACUAUUUUGAAGUGUCCUCUGAGGAUGAUGGAAAUGUUUUCUAUUUAAAAAAUUAA
Neltuma alba is the source of this 2658-nucleotide messenger RNA. RefSeq lists its product as uncharacterized. NCBI's taxonomy places the organism in Eukaryota, Viridiplantae, Streptophyta, Magnoliopsida, Fabales, Fabaceae. The record is from RefSeq and is a predicted model, not a curated record. The transcript is spliced from 7 exons. Gene Ontology annotation, cellular component: Ino80 complex. Bases 548 to 2284 code for a protein of 578 amino acids. Gene Ontology annotation, biological process: chromatin remodeling.